This is a messenger RNA of Psammomys obesus (fat sand rat), 1812 nucleotides long. RefSeq names its product Nedd4 family interacting protein 1 (gene Ndfip1). Lineage: Eukaryota; Metazoa; Chordata; Mammalia; Rodentia; Muridae. Gene Ontology annotation, molecular function: WW domain binding. The transcript has 8 exons. The record is from RefSeq and is a predicted model, not a curated record. Gene Ontology annotation, cellular component: endoplasmic reticulum; perinuclear region of cytoplasm; Golgi apparatus. The coding region runs from base 205 to 870 and encodes 221 amino acids. Gene Ontology annotation, biological process: ubiquitin-dependent protein catabolic process; positive regulation of protein ubiquitination; metal ion transport.
UCGUCGUCCCCCGCCUCCUCCCCAGGGGCCGCGGCGGAGCCUCGGCGGCGGCGCUCACUCCCUGAGCGGAGCGUGUCGGCGUUGGCAGCGGCCAUCCACACGCCGCGGCGCCUCCCUCUCUCGGCCUCCCGGCGACCCCCGUUCGCGGCUCCCGCGCCCGUUCAGCUCUCUCGCUCGCCCUCCGUCCCUGAGGCCCGCGGCGCCAUGGCCUUGGCGUUGGCGGCGCUGGCGGCCGUGGAGCCGGCCUGCGGCACCGGGUACCAGCAGUUGCAGAAUGAAGAGGAGCCUGGGGAACCUGAGCAGACUGCAGGUGACGCUCCUCCACCUUACAGCAGCAUCUCUGCAGAGAGUGCAGCAUAUUUUGACUACAAAGAUGAAUCUGGGUUUCCAAAGCCCCCCUCUUAUAACGUGGCUACAACACUGCCCAGUUAUGACGAGGCUGAGAGAACCAAGGCUGAAGCCACGAUCCCUUUGGUUCCUGGAAGAGAUGAAGAUUUUGUGGGUCGAGAUGACUUUGAUGAUACUGACCAGCUGAGGAUAGGAAAUGAUGGGAUUUUUAUGUUAACUUUUUUCAUGGCAUUCCUCUUCAACUGGAUUGGGUUUUUCUUGUCUUUUUGCCUGACCACCUCAGCUGCGGGAAGGUAUGGGGCCAUCUCAGGAUUUGGUCUUUCUCUAAUUAAGUGGAUUCUUAUUGUCAGGUUUUCUACCUAUUUCCCUGGAUACUUUGAUGGCCAGUACUGGCUCUGGUGGGUGUUCUUGGUUUUAGGCUUUCUCCUGUUUCUCAGAGGAUUUAUCAAUUAUGCAAAAGUUCGGAAGAUGCCAGAAACUUUCUCAAAUCUCCCCAGGACCAGAGUUCUCUUUAUUUAUUAAAGAUGUUUUCUGGCAGAGGCCUUCCUGCACUGAUGAAGUCCCUUAAGAAGCGAGAGCACCUGCAGGAAGUGAAUCAGCGCCAGAAUGGAGCACAGUCACCUGCUUUAAAAAUAAAGUACUGUUGAAAAAGAUCACUUCUCUCUAUUUGUUCCUAGCUGUAAAAUGUUAAUAGUUAAUGCAGAAUUCUGUAAUCAUCGAAUCAUUAGUGGUUAACGUUUGAAAAAGCUCUUGCAAUCAAGUCUGUGAUGUAUUAUUAAUAAUGCCUUAUAUAUUGUUUGUAGUCAUUUUAAAUAGCAUGAGCCAUGUCCCUGUAGUCAGUAGGGGGCAAUCUUGCUUUAUUCAUCCUCCAUCUCAAAGCAGAUUUGAAAUUACAGAUUAGUCUAAGCUAUGUAUAAGGCUGGCUGUUUGAAAAGGGGUUUUCUCAAAAGUCAAAACUUUGGUUAUGACUAUAUUUCUGCACAUAAUCCAUAUUUCCUGUUCAGAUUAAUCUAGAAAUAUGUUUAAUUGUACUGUGUGAACACCAGGAAACAAAACCAUAGUGCAAAGCUCAUCGUAGUGUUAACAAUGUUCUCAAUUGGUAAAUAAGUAUUAAUUUUACAUAGUCUAUAUUCAGAAAUUACCUUUUCAUUCUGUAAUUCUGUGUACAAAGGAAUUCUUAAGGUGUUUGUCAUCAUAUAAAAUGGAAAGGGCAAAGACAGAUUCAGAUUAAAUACUAAAUGUUAUUCUGUAAACUGAGUGGCUAGAAUCCCAGAGGGUCAGGAGCAAAGAAUUAAUUUGGAACUUUUGAGAAGAUCCCUAACAUUGUGUACUCCUUGCUUUUACAACUGUUAUAACUGUAGAAUGAUGUGCUUGCUGCCCAAGUGCUAGCUCACUUUGGUUGCUAUAUUAAACUGUAAAUACAAUGGAACAUUAAUAAAUGUCUCUGUAGCACCUUUUACUGUA